AUGAGUGACAGUAAAGUCUUUGUAUACUCCUCAGAAGCGUCCGAUCGUUGGAGCGAUUCAAGCGAUCAUCCAACCUCGUCAGGAGCCGCAACGUGGUCAGUCACUGCAGCAGACAGCAACGCAGAACUGAUCGUACCUCGAGUCACUUUUGACCUUGACGAUGAGCAAUUACGACGACGACAACAGCUACAACGACGCAACAAUAGUAAUACCAAUAGCACCACGACCGACAUUGGCCAUCUCUGCAUCAUGGUGUGUGGCGAUUCGGGUAUUGGCAAGACACAGUUGGUCCAGGCACUCGCUACGGCUAUGCCGGAAAUGACCACUGCAGGAACAACAGAAGAUGUGCUAUUCGAUGACUAUGCUAUCCAAGAAACACGUGUUUCAAUCGACGACAAUAAUGAUGAACAGCAGCGUCAACAGAAGACAAUCUGCUUCGUGGAUACUCCUGGAUAUGGUGCAUGCCUUGAUGCUGAAUCGGUUAUAGCAUCAGUGACCCAUUACAUUGAGCGCCAGUUUCAACGCACCAAUGCAAUGUUGAAUCCUUUGCAUGCCAACACACCAGAACUCACAAGGCUUGUCCACAAUACUCAUGGCGCGCAUACCCAUAUUGACGCCUGCGUUUACAUCGUUCUUGACAGACUUAAGCGCGUGGAUAUUGAAUACAUGCGUGCACUGCAACCUCUAUGCAACCUGAUUCCCAUUAUUCUCACGCAUACCACACAACAGCAACAACACCGAUCGUCGUCAUCAAAAGCAUCACCACCCAUAUCAUUAAUUCAACUCGAAUUUGAAGAACAAGGCAUUGAACCCUUUGAUUUAUUGUAUCCACUCAAUGAUAUCAAUUCGGUAGUACCAAUGUUCUGUGAUCGAGUUCUCUUCUGCCCAAGUCGAUUACGCCAGAUUCGUCAAAACACUGCCGAAAAGUUCGUCACAUGGCGGGCAUCACAACAUAUAGUCAUGGAACAACAGGACGAAGAUGAUCUGUCAACAACCUUAUCAGCAUCGACACUGACGACAGCAGAAACCGUGGAUAGAAUCCAUGCCCUCCGAGCUCGACAUGCCCAGAAUAUGAACUUGUUUAUCUCGCGCUAUGUCAGUGAGAAGCGCAAGUUAAUGGAACGGGACAUGUUUGAACGGGAACGUGCGCUUAGGCAGGAACUGGCGUCCGUCGAACGUCGCAAGCGUGCAGAAUUGCUGUUGACUGAACUCAAUGCGUUGUUUCAACAAGGCUCGCUCGGGGAUUUCGAUGGUGUUAUCAAGGGUUCAGCGUCACCAUUAGCAGCAGCAACAGCAACAGCCAACAAGCAGCAAAAACAACAACAGCAAAAGGAGGAAGAGCAGCAGCAGCUAUCACGUUUGCUACUGUUGUUGCUGGAAGGAUUGCAAAAGAAUAGCUUGAAAGUGGCAGCCAUGGUCUUAUUCAUUUCAAUGCAUCUGCUGUUCGAUGUGUAUCAGUGGUGGACAAAUCGUUGCUCCAACUGA
This is a messenger RNA of Zychaea mexicana, 1485 nucleotides long. Its product is annotated as Septin-domain-containing protein. The coding region runs from base 1 to 1485 and encodes 494 amino acids. Gene Ontology annotation, biological process: cytoskeleton-dependent cytokinesis. The transcript is spliced from 3 exons. NCBI's taxonomy places the organism in Eukaryota, Fungi, Mucoromycota, Mucoromycetes, Mucorales, Lichtheimiaceae. The record is from RefSeq and is a predicted model, not a curated record. Gene Ontology annotation, cellular component: septin ring; septin complex; cell division site. Gene Ontology annotation, molecular function: molecular adaptor activity; GTPase activity; GTP binding.